Oldenlandia corymbosa var. corymbosa is the source of this 3754-nucleotide messenger RNA. NCBI's taxonomy places the organism in Eukaryota, Viridiplantae, Streptophyta, Magnoliopsida, Gentianales, Rubiaceae. The record is from the annotation of a GenBank genome assembly.
AGUAAAUUAAAAAAAAAAACAGAAACGAAAAGAAAGAAAGACGUGUUGAGGAGUCACCAGCAUUCCAGCAAUAACCUGUAAAAUAAAUCAAACGAAAAAAAGAAACUUGGAAUUUUUAUUUUUUCAAAAAAAGAAUUUUUGUUCAUUGAUUUGGUGGAAACUGUAGCUGAAUUUGACUUGUAUUGGUAGAUUGAAUUGGCUCCUAAUUUUAGUGUUCAGGCAUCGACAAAGAGCCCUAGGCAUAUUCGAUUUUGCAUGAGCAUCAAUCAUGGCAGAAAAGAAGAAGAUGAAGAGCAAAGCUAGCAGCAGCAGCACUAACAACUAUGCCGCCGGUGAAAAUAGUCGCGGGCCGGAAAGCGUGGUCCAUGAUGCUGGUCGCCGUCGUAGCUCUUGCGGUUACUGUGGAUCCGGCGGUCACACCAGCAUCUCUCACGGAUUAUUGGCCCAGAGUUUAACAGUUGACGACUAUCAAGGUCUCUAUUUCUCAUCUUUUUUCGACGGUUUAUUUUCAAGAGUUUUGAAUGCAUAGUUGCAUGAUCUCUGAUUGCGUCAAAAGUUAAAUUGAAAUUUUGUUAAUUUGGAUAUCAAAAUUUACCCUUAUCUGUGAUUGAUGCAAUAGCGAAACUUUUAAUAGAGUCUGUCCUAUUCGUAGCUCUUCUUGAUAGAGGCUGGAGAAGAUCAGGCUGUUAUUUGUACAAACCUGAGAUGGAGUGGACAUGCUGCCCAUCUUACACCAUCCGUCUGAAGGCUAGUGAAUUUGUUCCUUCCAAAGAACAACUUCGAGUAUCUAAAAGAAUGCAAAGGUUAUAUACUGUUGAAUUGCUUCCUUUUGCCCUAUGUUUGCGCACUUUCAAAAUAUCUGCUAAGUGUCACUAGAUAUCUUUAUUAAAAGUAGACUCUGGAAAGUGUAGAUCAUGGGGUUAUCUUUCACACUUGAACUCUUACAUUUCAUGGCUCAUUCAUUUCUGCAGUAGGUUAAAGGCUUUCUUACUCUGAUGUUAUGCUGCAAUAAACUAACCCAACAUCUAGUGAUGGUCAAUAUACCAAAAGACUGUGAAACAUGGUUAGGUCCUCCUGCAAAUUCAUCCCAGAAACUUCCAAAUUAUAGCUGUUUCAGUGGUCCUUCUAGUGCCUGGUUAGGUCAAGGACUAUGAAACAUCCAAAUUCAUAGAAACUUUUUCUGUGAUCUCUCUUCUAAUAUGUUUACUAUGUCUAAGCAUCCAUUCUUUUGAUGUUUUCUUUCUGUUCUGCCUUAUCUAUUUAUAGUCUUUGUGCACUAGACAAGUUCAAGUGUUGAGUUCAUUUACUUGUCAGUGAAAAGCAUGGUGCCAGAAUGAUUGUAAUAUAGUGGUAUGUAUAUGUUUUAAAAUUAAAAUUGUAGUGAAGUGAUGAUGGAAAACUAUUGCUUACAUUUAGGCUUCUAGAUGGGACAUGGGAUGUUAAAAGAUCAGACAAAUCAACAGGCGAACGGAGUAGUAGUGAGGCAUCCUGUAGCUAUUCCCAAAAUGAACAUGCAAUCUCUAUGGCAGAACCGCCACUCUCCACAAACCGCGAAGAAGAGAAGAACAAGGUUGAACAGCUUACUCAGUGCUUGUCACUCCAAAUUGAUGCUGUGGCUCAAGAACUUAUUGAAAGAGGGCAAUUUCCAAGUGAUCUUGAGUUUCCAAAAGCUUCUGUCAAAAUACUUUCACCGGCUAAGAGAAAGUUACUUGUUGAAGGGUCAGAAGAAUUGAUGUUUUCCUGCAACAUAUCAUUUCAGAUUGCCUCUGCUUUAAGGCGAGCUAAGAAAGACCAUGGACUUGCAAAAUUUUCUGAAAGUAUUGGAGAGAGAAAUACUCAGGAUAUUGAGAUGUCUCCACAUUUGAUAGCUGAAACACUGGCAGGACAUCUAAACCAGGUGUUAGAAACCAGUAACUUGUUAGUGAGAGCAUGCAACGGUCACAUUAAUUUCUAUUCUACUGUCAAGAACGACGAGUUAGAUGGUAUAGCGAGAAGUGGCAUGGGCUUAAAAGAGCGAGCUUUGGGAAUUGAUUCAAAAUCUAGCCCCUCAAAAAAACGUAAUGGAAUCUCUCAUGGCAAAGGUAGCCGUCUUGAGAUCCGUAUGAAAAGGUCAGCUUUUGAUCCAGAAGAAUACUCCUUAUACCGAAAAUACCAACUUAGAGUGCACAAUGAUACGCCAGAGCGCGUCACUGAAAACUCUUACAGGAGAUUUCUUGUUGAUACUCCCUUAAUAUUUGUUCCUCCAACUGGUGAUGGAACUGUUCCACCCUGUGGCUUUGGUUCCUUCCAUCAGCAGUAUGUAAUUGAUGGGCGGUUGAUCGCAGUUGGUGUUAUAGAUAUUCUUCCUAAAUGUUUGUCUAGUAAAUACUUAUUCUGGGACCCAGACCUUUCAUCCUUGUCGCUGGGUAAAUAUUCGGCCCUCGAAGAAAUUAAAUGGGUUAGUGAAAAUCAAAGACAUUGUCCCAGUCUACAAUACUAUUAUCUUGGCUACUAUAUCCAUUCCUGCAACAAGAUGAGAUACAAAGCAGCUUAUCGCCCUUCUGAGCUUCUUUGCCCUCUUCGUUAUCAAUGGAUUCCAUUUGAUAUUGCGAAGCCAUUGCUUGACCGAAAAAAAUAUGUAGUUCUGUCCGAUUUUGCUUCCUUCACUGAUGGGGAGCCUAGCAUUCUGGAUGAUCCUAUGGAGGAGCAACAUGACGAUCUGUUUCAUGGAGGCAAGAAUGACGUGAUUAUUUAUCGGGAUGAAGAAAUGGCUGAUUUUGAUUCUGAAGAAUCUGAUGAUGAAUCAGAUCCAGAAAUUAGUAAUUCACCUUCAUCUCAGGAUGGAGAUGUUGGUAACAUUUUGAUUGGUAUGAAGUCAGUUCGAUUAAGAUUCAAGGUACAUUCUUAUGUUGUUCUGCAUCCUGAUUGAUACUUGAAGGGCUGCAACCAAAUGUUGUACCACAGCCUUCUGAGCAAUUUUUGAUACAUUGACCCCUUUUUUUUUUCAAUGGUUCAAUCUUUGUUGCCCUCCUUUGUUCUAGUCAUUGAUGAAACCAUAGGAGACGUGAUUAGUAGAUGGUUUUUUUUUUAUAAAAAAAAUAAAUUAUUAUUACUAUUAUUAUGAUUGUGCUGUUACAUAAUUCAGCUUUACAAUUUCUGUUAUUUGCAGGACCUAUGUCAAGCUUUUGGUCCUGGCAAUAGAAGGCACAUGGAGAACCAACUGCAGAGAUACAUGAGAGCCGUUGGUGUAGAACUGUCUGAAAGAAUGGUGUAUUCAAUUGUCUGAACAAGGUGUAAUUAUCAGCUUGAUCUGUUCCAAAAUUAUUUAAGCAUUACAUGCCUAAUCUUGUAGUCCCAGCGUGAUUCCAUGCCUGCUGAUUUACGCUCCUGAUGAAGGUGAAAUAAUUUAAGAGCACAAAAAUAUUGUGCAUACUGCGUAAUUUCAUGAUGUAUGAUUGUUCUGCUGUUCACUGCUGUUCAGAGUGAUCCAAUGCCUGCUAAUUUAUGCUUCUGAUGAAGGUGAAAUAAUUUAAUAGGACAAAUACUGUUCAUACUGCGUAAUUUCAUGAAGUAUGAUUGUUCUGCUGUUCAGAUUUGAGGCAUAUUCAAAUUUGCGCAUGAAAUUUCCAAGGCGGUAACUUUCAGUUCACCGUUACAAAGAAUCAAAUUAUGUUACAUAUUUAUGGCUUUCCUAAAACGUAUUAUGUCCCAAUGUACGGUGCACCAAUCAAUUACAAUCUUUGAAAUGUCUGAACAAAUAUAAUCUCUUAAUUCU